AUGUUUUUAUGUAAAAAUAAUAAUAAAUUUUUAAUUAAUAAUAAUAUUUAUUGUUUAUUUAUAAGAAAUUUUUCAAAAAAAAUUAAAAAGAAUGAAAAUAAAGAUGAAUCUAUAAUAUCAAAUAGUGGUUCAGGUAAUGGACCAUAUGUAACCAAAGAAUAUGACAGUUAUAAAAUUCACAAACCAGUUUUUAUCAAAGAGGUACUCGAAAUUUUAGACCCAAAACCAAAUAAUGUUUAUAUAGACGCAACUUUUGGACUAGGUGGACACAGCAGAGGUAUUUUAGAGUCUUGCAAGGAUUGUUAUGUUAUUGCAUUCGACAGAGAUCCAAAUGUGUUUGAACUAACCAAAGAUUUAAGAACUCAAUACAAAGAUAGAUUGAUUACAAUUGGUAGUAGAUUUAGCUCAAUGAAAUCAGCACUUAAAGAUCAUAACUUGGAAAAUUUAAAAAUAUCAGGUAUUUUAUUUGAUUAUGGUGUGUCAUCAUAUCAAAUCGAUACUGCUGAAAGAGGUUUUUCAUUCAAAAAAGAAUUAGAAGGUCCUUUAGAUAUGAGGAUGAAUAAUAAAAAUACAUCACAGUUAUCAGCAGCAGAUAUUGUAAAUACUUUUUCAGAACAAGAAUUAAGGGAUAUAUUUUAUCAUUUAGGUGAAGAAAAACACACUCGAAAGAUUGCGCAUGAAAUAUUAAGAAAAAGAGCAUUUGGUGAAAAAAUUGAAACCACAUCACAGUUGGUCAAAGUGGUCGAAUGUUGUAUGCCCUAUCCAGCAGCCUCCAAAACUAUCUCAAGAAUAUUUAGGUCACUAAGAAUGUAUGUUAACGAUGAAUUGGGUGAAAUCAAAUACGGUUUAAGAGAAGCCGACGAUAUACUGUCACCGGGUAGUCCUUUAUUGGCAAUUUCAUUUCAUUCAAUGGAAGAUAGAAUAGUUAAGCAAUACCUUAAUAACAAUGGUUUGAAGUCAGACUACGACACAAUAAACAAUAAUAAUGUUAUCAAAUACGAAUUACCAAAAUCAAGUAAACACACAUCACCAAUUUUCCCAAGCGAUGAAGAAUUAGAGUGGAACCCUAGAUCAAAAUCUGCAAUUUUAAGAUGGGCUGUAAGAACCCAAAAUAAAUAA
Dictyostelium purpureum is the source of this 1119-nucleotide messenger RNA. RefSeq lists its product as uncharacterized. Gene Ontology annotation, biological process: rRNA base methylation. Lineage: Eukaryota; Evosea; Eumycetozoa; Dictyosteliales; Dictyosteliaceae. Bases 1 to 1119 code for a protein of 372 amino acids. Gene Ontology annotation, molecular function: rRNA (cytosine-N4-)-methyltransferase activity. The transcript is spliced from 2 exons. The record is from RefSeq and is a predicted model, not a curated record.